AUAAAUAUUGGGUGGUUUUGACUGUGAUUGUGAUUGUGAUUGUGAAAGGAUAUUGUUAUUACCUGGUUGAGUGUUUGUUUGUUAUAUUAUAUUAUAUUAUAAGGUUAUAAACGGUUGGAGGAAUAAGGUUACUGUGUAUAGGAUUUGAAGAUUGAUUGGAUUUUUGGUUUGGUUUGGUUUGGUUUGGUUUGUUCUAUUGGUGAUUGAGUAGGUGUUGAGAGAAAGAAAGAAAGAAAGAGACAGGAGUGAUAUAGUCACCUGAGCAACCAAGGGUUAUUGAAAUAUUGGGUCAAUUGGUGAAGGAAUUGAUUCGUGGAUUUCGUCACAGAUUGGUAGAUCGUUACAGGCGAGAUAUCUAUACUCCCAAGGACGUUUAUUUUCUUCAAGCCAUUCACAAAGUACCCAAGAUGGCUACGUUUGCACACAAAACCUUUUCCGCAGCCUCCUACGCCGCAUUCCGUCCCUCCUAUCCCCAGAGUUUCUAUACAAAAACCCUAAACUAUCACAUCGGGCCACGCUCUACCCUGCUCGAUCUAGGAUGUGGUCAUGGAGUUGUAAGUCGAGCGCUUGCUCCCCAUUUCGAAAAAGUGUAUGGUACGGAUCCCAGCGCGGUAAUGAUAAAUCAAGCGCGCAAAAUCGCUUCAGAAAAUGAUGCAGAGGGAAAUAUAGAGUGGAGACAAGCGUCAGCGGAAAAUCUAGAUUUUGUCGAGGAUGGGAGUUUGGAUAUGGUGGUUGCGGGACAGGCGGCGCAUUGGUUUGAUUUUCCGGGGGUGUGGAGGACGGUGGGCAGGAAAUUGAGGGAGGGGGGGACGGUGGCGUUUUGGGGGUAUAAGGAUAAUUUGUUGGUGGAUUUUCCCGAGGCGACGGAGGUGUUGGAUCGGUUUUGUUAUGGGGAGGGGGAGAGGUAUAUGGGGAGAUUUUGGGAACAGCCGGGCAGGGAGAGGUUGAGGGGGUUGUAUAGCGAUGAGGUGAUGAGGCCGUUGGGGGAUGUGUUUAAGGAUGUGGAAUGGGGGAGGUAUGAGCCGGGGUUGAAGGGGACGAGGAGUGGAGAGGGAAUUAGAGAGGGAGGGGUGGUGAUGGGGAGGAGAAUGAAGUUGGGGGAGUUGGAGGGGUAUUGGAGGACGUUUAGUGCGUUUCAUGGGUGGCAGAGGGAGAAUCAGGAGAGGAAGAAAAGGGAAGUGGGGGAGGAGGGGAAUGGUGAUGUGAUUGAUGAGAUGUUUGAGGAGAUGUUAAAGGUAGAACCGAAGUUGAGAGGGAAGGAGGGUGAGGAUUGGAGGAAUGUAGAGGUGGAAACAGAGUGGGGAACAGUGAUUCUGUUGGCGAGGAAAAAAUAG
Botrytis deweyae is the source of this 1334-nucleotide messenger RNA. RefSeq lists its product as uncharacterized. Gene Ontology annotation, molecular function: S-adenosylmethionine-dependent methyltransferase activity. The record is from RefSeq and is a predicted model, not a curated record. Lineage: Eukaryota; Fungi; Ascomycota; Leotiomycetes; Helotiales; Sclerotiniaceae. The coding region runs from base 408 to 1334 and encodes 308 amino acids. The transcript has 2 exons.